This is a messenger RNA of Trichoplusia ni (cabbage looper), 2761 nucleotides long. RefSeq names its product pyrokinin-1 receptor-like (gene Dhr-1). Gene Ontology annotation, molecular function: neuromedin U receptor activity. The coding region runs from base 379 to 1893 and encodes 504 amino acids. The transcript has 4 exons. The record is from RefSeq and is a predicted model, not a curated record. NCBI's taxonomy places the organism in Eukaryota, Metazoa, Arthropoda, Insecta, Lepidoptera, Noctuidae. Gene Ontology annotation, cellular component: plasma membrane. Gene Ontology annotation, biological process: neuropeptide signaling pathway.
UUAUAAUACGAUUUUACAUAAAUUCUGUUCGUGUACAAAGGCAUGUCGUAAGUCGCUUGUCUUGUACUGUUUAAUUUUAAUACCAUGUAGUAGAAUAAUCUGGCUAAUUUAAUAGGCUUGUGAAGGUGAUGAAUGCCAGUUUGCCUCACUAAAACUCUUGAAAUAUUAAAAGCAAAUACAUAUGGUGAAAAUUUUAAGGUAUUUUACUUUGCAUUAAGCGAAUAAAGAUCGAAUAAUAUUUUUUCGACAAUUGUUAAAAUUAUCAAAAGAUUUCAGUGUUAAUAAAACGUGUUUUAUUUCCAGAUGGGUCUAGACCACGAGCAACCAACUUAGAGCUUUGAAAAGGAUUUCACAAUUUAAGUACCCCCUAAGCACAAUAUGACUCCUCCCAGUAACGUCACCAACGUCACGGAGAUCGCUUCAGCCCCAGUGGACCCCACCGUGAUAUUCGGACCACAGAGAGACUCACUUGUCAUAGUGUUACCAAUAACUAUAAUAUAUUCACUUAUAUUUAUUACCGGGUUACUGGGUAACAUAUUUACAUGUCUAGUGAUAGUUAGAAACAAAAGUAUGCACACAGCAACCAAUUAUUACUUGUUUAGUCUAGCGAUGUCAGAUCUCCUUUUACUUAUUAGUGGCAUGCCCCAAGAGAUGUAUUCCAUAUGGGUCAAAUGGCCUUAUGUGUUUGGGCAUAGUUUUUGUGUGAUAAGAGGCUUAGCGGCGGAGGCUUCGACGAAUGCGAGUGUAUUAACAAUAACGUUGUUUACUGUUGAGAGAUAUCUCGCUAUCUGUCACCCGUUUGUUUCACAUAAAAUGUCGAAGCUCUCGCGAGCGACGAAGCAUGUAAUGCUGUUAUGGGUGGUGGCGGUGGGGCUGGCGCUCCCCCAGGCGCUACAGUUCGGGAUCCGAGAGCACAGUGGUGUCACAAUGUGCUUACAAACAAGAAUUAUUAUAGAGCACUCGUUCGAACUAUCGACGUUCUUCUUCUUUUUUGCGCCCAUGGUGCUCAUCACGGUGCUGUACUCAUUAAUUGGACUGAAACUGAGAGAAACCAAUGUAAGCAAGGAGGAAUGCCAAAAGGAGUUUGAUAGAAGUAUGAGAUACGCACACAAAAUACGACGAAAACACAGCCAAGCCACAAGGAGGGUUAUCAAAAUGUUGGUUGCAGUCGUGGUAGCCUUUUUCGUUUGCUGGGCGCCGUUCCAUGCCCAGAGGCUGGUUGCAAUAUACGGAACCACAGAGAAUCACUUAGCGCGGUCACCGAUACUCCUGUCUGUGUAUUCAUUCCUCACGUACACUUCUGGGAUCUUCUACUACGUAUCAACGUGCAUCAAUCCAAUAUUCUACCACAUCAUGUCGAACAAAUUUAGGGACGCCUUCAAGAAAACAAUGAUGUUAUGGUGCUGCCGCUCGAGCGAGAGGGCUGCGGCGAAGCGCUGCUCGUACACGGCGGUUGCCUUCCCACGGAACCCGGCGUCCAGCGGUAGCGUCAACUCAGGUAAUACAACAUCAAAGAAUUCGCUGCGGAACGACGCGAGCCUUCGCUACAAGUUGAGAGGGUUAGACAACUGCAGGGAUAGAAACGUGCCCACAGUGCACGUGUGCCACAACGGCAAGACGAUAAUGACGCCGCCACUCCACGACUACAGGACUUGCAAGCACUUCCAAAACACGACUCACGACUCAAUGAGUUUAGGCAACGAUAACCGAAGGCCAUGUUCUCCAGUGUGCUGCACCUUCCCAUCGUCCCCCACGGAGACCAUAACAGUCACUCCUGAAGCUUUAGUGAACAACAUUUCAGAAGAAAAACGAGAUUUCUCAGCAGACGAGCCAGAAAAGUAUCUAAAAGAAAUAAAAUUAAGAAUAAUACAACGAGAAAAAGAAUAUGGCUAAAACUUUUUUAACUAAUUGUAAAUUUAGGUGUUAUGUGUUAAGAGUCGAUCUCAGUGACAAGUCCAACGUUAAAAUUUUACGAGGUUAAAUUGUAUUUAUUAUAAAGAUAUUGUAUGCUUCACAACUUCUAUUUUCUACGUAUCUACAAAACGCACUUACAUAUUUGUCUCUAUAAAAAAAGGAAACAAAAAAUUUCUUGUAAAGUUCCUGCCCCUCAUUCCACAUUGAGACCGUUCAAUUCGAUCAAAAAGUGUCAUGUUCAUAUCGUUGAAAUGAAAAGAAAUAGUUUGAAAAAAAAAACAUUCGUUGGAUGCAUGAUAUUUCCGCAGUGUUGUGAGUUAACAGAAUAUAACGGAAUCAUCAUUAUUUGUCGAUUACAGCGUUUGUUUGAACUUAACGAUAAGUGGAUGUAACUUGUCUUAAGAAACAAUAAACGUGUUCUGACAGAGACUUUCAUAAAACCAACUCAAUUACGAAAGCAAUAAAUAGUUAAUUCCAAAAUUUUCUUCUUUCUUGUACGAACUGUGCUGAUUUGAUGAAAAUAGAUAGUUAUUGAUAAGCAUAACUUUUGCGAAGUGACUUGUUCCUGCGGGAAUAUGGUUCAUUUGCAUACGUACAGUGACUUACAGAAGUGCUUUUUGAAAUUUGACCCGGGUCAACUUAAACACGUAUGUAAAAAAAAAUACAACCGAGACUGAAAACUUGUACUUGAGAUAAUUGGUGUGUUUUAAGGUCAUUUCAAUCAUAAAAGGUAUAAAUUAUAUUGUACAUUCAACUUUAACUAUAUUUAUGACUUAUUGUAAAUAGAAUUUUCUCAUGUUUGUUGAGACGAAAUUAAUACAUGAAUAAAAAUCUUUAUUUUUCUCUA